UCUCGGGCUAUUGAUCCGCGCGCGUUUCGGCCGACGUAGACGAUCGGCGUAGAGUGCCGCGGACGACGGGCCGCACGCCGCCCGUAAAUAUUCCUUCAGUGCGCCGUGACCGACAGACUUACGCGAAUAAAGCGUCCUUUUAGCGACAGCAGGCAGUGGCAGCAGCAGCAGCAGCAGCAGCGGUAGCAACAGCGGUAGCAACAGCAACAGCAACAGCAACAGCAACAGCAGCGCAGCUGAAGAUGGUCAGCGGAGUGACGGAGGGUGGACCUCUGAUUCGACCCGUCGAGCCUGUCUCGACGGCGACGCUGGUGACGCUAUGCAUCGGCGCCGCUUUCCUACUUUGCGCCGUCGCGAUGACCUGGUGGCUCUGCCGACGACGUCGCGAGCACACCAAGCUAAGCUCCGACAAGUCCCUGGCGUUCAGACCGCCGCACCGGAAGCCCACGGCGGUUAAGAGCCCCGGUAGCACGAGCCACUACUUGAAGAAGAGCCCGUCGCCGACAGGGCCGGCCAAGAGUCCACCUGGCUCCGGCGGCCAGACGCCGAGCCCGACGGGGUCGCAGUCCUCGAACCCGACGUCGCAGCCCCGAACGCCGCAGAGCGCAGGCACACCGGUGCAAACACCACCUGUCGAGGUGGCCGUGAGCAUAGAAAACGAGCGCGACAAGGCCGAGCUGGAGAACAACGAGAAGGUGGAGCGCGAGAAGAGCCAGACAGCCGAGAACGACAAGGACAACCUGGGCCAGCUGGUGUUCAAGCUGCGCUACCGCAGCGAGCAGAACGCGCUCGCCGUCACGGUGGUGAAGUGUAAGGGACUGCCCGCCAGGGGCCAGCAGAAUGCCACCAGCGACCCUUACGUGAAGCUGCAGUUGUUGCCCGAUAAGCAGCACCACGUGAAAACCAGAGUGCUGAGGAACACGAGGGACCCGGUGUACGACGAGGAUUUCACGUUCUUCGGCAUAUCGCAGAGUCAGCUUCAGAAAAUCAGCUUGCACUUCAUCGUGCUGAGCUUCGACAGAUACUCGCGCGACGACAUCAUCGGUGAACUGACGUGCGCCCUGUCAUCGGUACCCGGCCUGGAGGACGCGGACAAUCAAGAGAUAUCUCUCUGUCGGAAAAUAUGCCCCAGGAGUCUGAAGAUCCAGUCACAAGGCAGAGGAGAGUUGCUGGUAUCUCUGUGCUGGCAGCCAGUCACCAGCCGGCUCACGGUGGUGGUGCUGAAAGCGCGUAACCUGCCGAAGAUGGACGUGACCGGGCUGGCAGAUCCGUACGUGAAGAUCUACCUUCUGUACAAUCAGCAGCGCAUCGCCAAGAAGAAGACGCACGUGAAGAAACGCACGCUCAGCCCAGUGUUCAACGAGUCAUUCGUCUUCGACAUACCGAACGGCGCGGACGGGCUCAACAACGUCAGCCUGGAGUUCAUGCUUCUCGAUUGGGACCGAGUCACGAAGAACGAGGUGAUUGGCCGACUCGAGUUCGGCGGACCAAAGUGUCAAGGCUCCGCUGUGAACCAUUGGAAGGAGGUGUGCAGCUCACCGCGACGACAGAUAGCCGACUGGCACAAAUUGCGGGAGUAACCAGUCUCUCCCUGUCACUCACUCACUCACUCACUCACUCACUCAUUCACCCUCUUUCUCUCCUCCUCUCCCCUCCUCUCUCUCUCUCUCUCUCUCUCUCACUCACUCUGGCCCUAUCGUAUCAGCCCGAGCCCCGUCUCUGAUUUCCCUAAAUCCCCAUAUCGUUCUCUGCUGUGAAACCACCGAUCCGACCCUUGAAACCCUACGACGAGGUAGGGCGUCUGUUUUGUAAACCUAAUACUCGGUGUAUAUUAGGCUUUGAAGCGAACGGCUCGUCCACCCAUGAUCGCUGUCACCGUGCGGCGGGAGAUUGAGGGCGAGAUUCAUCGGCGCUAGGAUCGGCGUUGAGUUACUCGUGAAUCUUACGUUCAGUCCGAAUGAGACUUGAAGCGAGCAUCGUUCCGAGAAAACGGUAAACGGAUCGGCCGUCGUCGAUGAGUCGACCGAUGCGCGGCCGCGAGCGGCGAGCGAGGCUGAUCAAAGGGGGACGUAAUGACGAGCGAUUGCGGUGUGUGACAGCUUGCAAGAUGCUUUAGGAUAUAAAUAUAGUCGUUAAGAUUCCCGACCAGCUGACGUAACGAGACCACGGACGAGGAGUUUCGGAAUUGCGUGCGAGAAGCGACCGGCUUUCCGAUUGUUAGGCGUCGCGUCAUACUCGUGAGACGGAAGUGAGGCGAACCGCCUCAGGAUUCGCGUCGGGAUUCGCUUGGAAUCCGGCAUCGGCGUCCGGCCGAAUCCGCUUCGUUUCAUUCGUAUGAUUGAUCGCGCUCGCCAGCGCCGGGCGAGCUCUCGUCGAGAGGCGUGCGUAUUAUUGUGGCAGUGGCGUAACUAUGAGCUUUCGUUGUUUCUCUCGAUUCUCUCGGGAACGGGCUCGAGGAAGCCCGUUCCCUCUUCCGCCGCCUCAGUGGCAAUUAAUGCAAAAGGAAAGAGAAAGAAAGAAAGAGGAGGACACCGAAGGAGGGCAAAAUAAGGGCAAGUUUAACGUACGCAAACGUUCACGUCUGACUGAGACAUUCACGUGAGAAGGUUUAUAUUUUCCUAAGGUUUAUAAAUUUUAUACUCUGUGAAAUCUUCUUUUUUUCACUCAUUGGAUUCCCUUCAGGCCCCCGUAAGCGUCGGAGACACUCGAGCAUCGCUUUGCUGCGCUUCAUGUGUAAUAGUUACGCCACUUAGUUUAGCGACACACAAUGUGGGAAUUGCGACGAGCUGAUGAAUUGAAUGCGUCGUUGAAUGCGAGUCGCGAGCGAGCAAGUGCAAUGCGUCGUCGUCGUCGUCGUCGUCGUCGUCGUCGUCGUCACGGAGAGACCGAAAGUUCAAGACUCGUAUCUUCGUCUACGUCUAUCUAACACUAAACGCGACACUAUCUUCAAGUUUCAAGUAUCCGUUUACAUCGUGUGUAAUAUACUAACGCAUUAAGACUUAGAGAAUUGCAGAAUCGAAUCCGCGAUUGCGACGCGUCGCAAAGGGAAUAAUACGCCGGAAGGGAAGAAGCCGCGUGGUUCCGUCGAUAAUUGUCCCGCGAUUAUCGCAAUGAACGAAGGGUGUGUGCUGUCGUUUUUAAGAGUAGCUGGACUACGAGUUCUAAUCUCGACCCGCAUCGCGAUUGUACAUAUGUAGUAGACGUGAAAGGCGGCGAGUUUACUUGAUUCUUACGUAAUCGGUGAGAAACGAGAUCGGAUCGACGCGCGAUAUAACGUUACGCGCGUAACGCGAGCGGCACGUAUCGUAUGUGCGUCGCAAGUAUGAUGGUUGGAGAAGGGGGGGAGGGAGGGGGGCACGAGAUACACUCCAUCCGCGCUCGCCUCGAUUUGAUAUAGGCAACUUCGAACAGACCGCAAAUCGCAAAAAAACGUUACAAAUUAACUUUUGUCCUUUUAUCGUAACGCUACCGUCGGCAUGCUUCUCGCGUUGCACCCUGACCCUUCUCGCUGAUGCUACUGUGCCGACGAAGACCGAUGAACGUCCAAAUCGGAUUGCGGAUCGCGAGACAGCGCGUGACAUUCGUUUCGACAACGUGAAAGUCAAUAAUCAGCAACGCAUAAUUAACGAAUGCUUAUUUUUUUAUCGCAAUCCACCGCUCUCCACAGUGCGAGACUCGCCCAAACUGCGGGACAAGGAAAAUUUUGUCUCACGAUCAGACGUGUAAAUAUGAGUACAGCAUUCCAUUCCUCUCACGCAGGGUGCGUUUCAAAACUCUAGACGAAGAGCAAGCCACUCGAUGGAGCUUACAAGACAGCGAACGAACAGUUUCAAUUACGAUAGAAUAAUUGUUUUGAGCAAUAAGAAAAGUUGAGGAUUGUUUCAACUGGCGGUGGCAAGUUCUAAUAAAUAUAGGUCCGUAAUCGCACAUUCGAGAUGCUUACAACGUACACACAUAUUUGCAGCAUCUUUUCAAUAUCGUUUACUUUCUAUAGAAUUUCACGAGGCAAAUUUGGCGGAAAUUUCUACAGUUGGACGAUCCUCGUUACCGCCCGUUUCCUCUCUUCUGUUGCGCUUUAUAUCGGUCGGAGAAGAAACAGCUGACACACCGGCGAUGUUUGAUGCAACGUGUACACUGAAAAACAAAAUGAUUUCGACAGCUUUCUCUCUUUGCAAACAUUAAUAACUAGUCUAGUUGUGAAAUUUGAGAAUCAGUACUUAAGGAUAAUUGAGGGGGUUAGAGAGACCAGCGAUUUUUUUAGUUCGCGCAGUUUGGUUCAGUAGUGAUUCUCAACUGUAGCAGUAAUUCACAACUGCACGGAUUACUACACGGAGAAAACACGGAAAAACCGUCGAGACCGUUUCGCUUUCCAGUGUUAACGUUAACUCGUUAAUCUCGACUUAAAAACCACCGGUACUUCUCAUCGCGACAAUCCGUCGUUGAUCGAUCCUUGUUUCGGGGGAGUAGAAUACGGCCGUAUGCCCACGAGGAACGCGGCGUGCGAGUCUCAGCUUUACGAUGAUUCCGAUCUGAGCUCGCUGCGACGCCCAGGAACGGCAAAAUCGGCGUCCGUAUCGAAAACCGCAAAACGGCGCUCUCGGUCGGCUCGGUCGGUGCUUUAACUCGACGCCGCGCGGCGUCGCCCGCACGUGACUGCCACCAAGUUCACGCGACCGCGCGAGUAAACAGAAACACUGGGGUGAGUGGAGUACGGCCUUGCCCCCACUCCCGAGGCCACCUCCAGCUGGCCUCCGGACCGCGCGCGGUCCUUCACCCGUUGCCCGCUCGCGCGAUAUCCAGAGCGCCACCUAGCGCUGACGAUCGCUACUGCUAAAUGCGCAGAAAGUUCCAAGGGCCAUUAUUCGGCGAGGAGUCGACUUGGAGACGCGCAACAAAAGCCGAUCGGUUCGGCUAGAGCAUCAUGUUGAUAAUCUUUUCUUAUUGCUGACUGAGGGAAUACUUUAGAAGCGGCAAACAACAUCAAAAUCUGAUGCGGCGAAAUUCCUGCACCCUGCGACCCUGCACCCUGAAAUUUGUAUCGCGUCAUUCAACUGAGAUGUUCGCGCGCGCAAACAACGAUAAACGAAUGUCCACGUAGAUUGAAUGAGUCUCAGACUGUACGCUACAUCCUCCCAUCGUCCGUAACUUCGUAACGAGAAAGGACGAGGCGCGAGGGGACCGCGAUGCGCGCGCGGGAAGAUGAUCGCGCGGGAAGAUGAUCACGCGUGAAACACCAUGCAGGCGCAGGACUGCGAUCCUCGCGAGGACGAGAUUUGCGAGAAGCGGACGGCGCACGUGAAGAACGUAAUCGGAUUGCGUGACCGAAAGUAUGACAGAAAAAGUCGCAAUAUAUCACACGAAGACUCAAGAGAUAUACACCGAAUAAGUUUUACGUACGUUUAAGAUAGCGGACACGACACGCGUCGCCGUCCUACACGCGGCGACCCACUGAAGAAAAAAGAAAAAAAAAAAAGAAAAAAAAAAGAACAAACGGCAAUUACACGAUCGAGAAUUUCAGGAUAUUUAUUUAAUUGCUAUACACAAUUACAAAUACAAUUACCUAUACAUAUAUACAUAUACACGUAAGAAACGACUAUAAUAAUAAGUAGCACGUAGCGAUACAUUACAACGUACAUCCGUCUGUCGUGCUCGUGGAUUCUGGACAAGACUGCGACAGGAUUGCCGGGGUGAAUACGGACAUCGAGGUAGAUGAUGAUCCCCUCCCAGCAUUUUGGGGGAUUAACGAAGAGGAUUACCCGAGAUCCGCAGACAACGCUGUAACAUAACGAUCGUCGACACGAAAUGCUCGAAAACCAUCGUUCUUGUUAUUAAUUCGUUUACUUCAUUUGCUCGAGACCUUCUGGUAGUAUCUUCUCGUACGUUUCUUUCCGUUCUGAUAAGUGAUAAGUGAUAACAAACUGUACGUUACAAUAAAGAUACUCUAAUUUUUCAAAGACUGUAGCCACAUAUAUUGUUCUGCGAGGAUCACGAGGACGGGCUCUUACCUGGCUGGACGACGAGUCAGCUUGCAAUUAGGUCGAAGAGAGGACUCUGACAAAUUUCGGCGCCGUGUUGAUCACUAGGAGGACAGUGUUGCCCGACAGUAUUUUCAAGUCAUUGACAAGUUACCAUGCAACGACAGCAAUUUGAUUCAACAUUAUAACGUAGUUAAUUCAAUAUUAUUAUUAUUAUUAUUAUUAUUAUUAAUUUAACGCUGUUAUAACGUGUAUUAUGGCCGCCUGCCGGUGCCUGUAUAUGAUAAUUUCGGCACAUUAUACAUACAUACACACAGUGCAAGGUCAUACUUUUGUGUUACAUCGAGUUAAUAAAGUACCGGUGUUUUUUAAGCAUUCGUAAGCAUUAUAUUAUUAGGCUAAAGGAUGCGGCGGCGUACGAGGAAAUGCUGUGCGUGAGCAGAUUUUAAGGCUGUGUGGUCAAUAAAACGCUGAAAUAAA
Harpegnathos saltator (Jerdon's jumping ant) is the source of this 6455-nucleotide messenger RNA. It is a transcript of the gene Syt4, whose product is annotated as Synaptotagmin 4. Gene Ontology annotation, molecular function: calcium ion binding; SNARE binding; calcium-dependent phospholipid binding. The transcript is spliced from 6 exons. The record is from RefSeq and is a predicted model, not a curated record. Gene Ontology annotation, cellular component: plasma membrane; axon; exocytic vesicle. Bases 243 to 1580 code for a protein of 445 amino acids. Gene Ontology annotation, biological process: calcium ion-regulated exocytosis of neurotransmitter; vesicle fusion. Lineage: Eukaryota; Metazoa; Arthropoda; Insecta; Hymenoptera; Formicidae.